Messenger RNA from Diorhabda sublineata, 5058 nucleotides. Its product is annotated as cyclin-G-associated kinase. Lineage: Eukaryota; Metazoa; Arthropoda; Insecta; Coleoptera; Chrysomelidae. Gene Ontology annotation, biological process: protein phosphorylation; regulation of clathrin-dependent endocytosis; positive regulation of Notch signaling pathway. The transcript is spliced from 17 exons. The coding region runs from base 129 to 3623 and encodes 1164 amino acids. Gene Ontology annotation, cellular component: cytoplasm. Gene Ontology annotation, molecular function: protein serine/threonine kinase activity; AP-2 adaptor complex binding; ATP binding. The record is from RefSeq and is a predicted model, not a curated record.
GUUCUUACGUAAGGUUCUGUGAUUGCGGUGACUGUUGACUUACGCAAAAGUGACAUUAACAUUGAUAGUAGGAGGUAGAAAAAUCUGUUAAAUUAUUUUUAUCAGGAAUUAUGAAUUUUUAAAGAACAAUGAGUGAACUAUUUAAAUCGGCAUUUGAAUAUUUCAGCAGUCCUACUAAUGGACAAAACGAAAAUAGUUUUGUAGGACAUACUAUUGAAAUUUCUAACGUACAAUUGAAAAUAAAAAAAGUGAUUGCCGAAGGAGGAUUUGCAAUUGUUUUUGUAGCUCAAGAUACUGCAACUGGAAAAGACUACGCUUUAAAGAGAUUAUUGGCUGCCGACGAAGAAAGUAAAAAUAACAUUAUUAAAGAAAUAAACAUAUUAAAAAAAAUAUCAGGCCAUCCACAUAUAAUUCAGUAUCUUUUUGCUUCUUAUAUCGAUAAAUCUCAAACACAACACGGACAAUUUGAAUUUUUAUUAGUGACCGAAUUAUGCCCUGGAGGUUCUUUAGUAGAUAUUCUAAAAUCACGUUCAUCUGCUUUUGAUGUUGAGACGAUAACAAAAAUCUUUUAUCAAACAUGCAAGGCUGUUGCACAUCUUCAUUCCCAGAAUCCUCCUAUCAUACACAGAGAUUUAAAAAUAGAAAAUCUUUUGAUAAGCGCCGAAAGUACUAUUAAAUUAUGUGAUUUUGGAUCUGCUACAACUGAUGUAUUUAGACCAGAUAUUUCAUGGACAGCCAACCAUCAUGCCAACCUCGAGGAACAGAUGGCGAAGUUCACUACUCCGAUGUAUAGAGCUCCAGAAAUUGUUGACACUUGGAAUAAUUAUUUUGUUGGUACUCCAGUGGAUGUAUGGGCGUUGGGAUGCAUUUUAUAUACGCUCUGUUAUAUGCGUCACCCCUUUGAGGACAGCGCAAAACUUAGAAUAAUUAAUGCCAAUUAUACCAUCCCUCAGGAUCCCACUUUUUCUUGUUUCCAUGAAAUAAUUAGAGGAUGUUUGCAAGCCAAUCCCCAGCAAAGGAUAUCGAUAACAUGUGUACUGGAAAUGUUAGCAGCUAUAGCAGAAUCGAAUCAAUACGACCUCAAAGCACCUUUAAUUUUAUCUAUACCACAACAAAAAAUUCCGGAACCCCAAUCAUCCUUUUUUGACAUGCCUCCUAAUGACAACUCAAAAGUUCCUCCAACUAGACCUGCUCCUCCGGUAGUCCAAGCAGCAAAAACUUAUUCUAAUCAACAAGUUCCUUCCAAGCUCACUCCCCCUUCUCAACGGCAUAAUAUACCGCCUCCACAAAGACCGGUUGAAAAUAAACAGUCGGGAUUGUUUUCCUCACUUAAAGGAGGAGCUGGGAGUUUUCUGAAAAACCUUAAAGAUACAAGUAGUAAAAUGAUGGCUACAGUACAACAAAGUAUGGGAAGAACCGAUUUGGAUAUCCAUUACAUAAGUUCCAGGAUAAUAGUAAUGCCCUAUCCAUCCGAAGGAUUCGAAUCUACCUACAAAACUAAUCAUAUCGAAGACGUUAGAUUAUUUUUAGAUUCCAGGCAUCCAAAUUUCAAAUAUUCCAUUUAUAAUUUAACCAAUAAGCAGUACCAUUCAAAAUUUGGGGAAGCUCGAAUAGUGGAUUGUUCGUUUGCUUAUCCAGAAACGUUCCGGGCACCUUUAUUAAAUUCCAUGUACCAAUUGUGCGAAGAUAUUUAUCAGUAUUUAGCAGGAGAUAGCAGGAAUGUUGUUGUUAUCCACUGUAUGGAUGGAAAAGCAACUUCCGCAACACUUGUUUGUGCGUUGCUUAUUUAUGCGGGGCUUUUCCAAGUACCAGAAGAUGCUCUUCAAAUGUUCGCUGUUAAACGAUGUCCUCCCAAUAUGAGACCAUCAGAGCUACGAUACCUCUACUAUUUAGCGGAUAUUGUGAAGGAACCACCACUGUAUCCGCAUUAUAAUCCUGUUACUUUAGUUUCCCUACAAAUGCAACCCAUACCUUUGUUUACGAAAAUUAGAGAUGGUUGUAGGCCUUACGUAGAAGUUUAUAGCGAGAAUAGAUGUAUUUUAUCCACGUUACAAGACUAUGAAAGAAUGAGACUGUUCAAUAUAACCGAAGGAAAAUGUCUCCUUCCUAUAAACGCCACGGUUUGUGGGGAUGUUUGUGUGAUAGUUUACCACGCUAGGAAUAUAUUAGGUGGUGUAAUGACACAGGGUAAAGCGACCGGUAUUAAAAUAUUUCAGAUACAAUUUCAUACUGGGUAUAUACCCGAAGAGGAUACAUGUUUGAGGUUUACAAAGUCUGAUUUAGAUGAUUUAGCCGAAGGUCAAGAUCACUUUCAAGAUAGAUUUAUGGUUAAUCUGAAUGUUUUUGUCACUGAUACCGAAAAGAAACCUUCACAACCGGCUCCUUGGUUAACUGAUCAAACUAUACGUGUUGUCGAUACAAUGUUUACAUCUCAAUUAGAACAAGGAGAAACUAUAGAUAAUUUUGUUAGUACGCCUGCUACUAUUAAGAAACCGGAAAUGCCACAAAAGAGGCCACCUGAAAGACCGUCCAGACCACCACCUCCUUCAACGAAUGUUUUACAAGAUAAUGAAGAAUCUUCUGAUUUAGAACAAGUAGUUACAAAAUCAAAUCUCAUAGAGUCAGAUAUAUUAAUAGAAGCAGUUGAUCUGUUGAAUCUUAACUCCUCGUCCACAAUAAAUAAUUCUAAUGAAAUAUCUGCAUCCCCUAGUACCAAUUUUGAUUUAUUGAGCCAGUUAGGUGGAGAUAAUGAAGUAAAUAAUUUCACCCCUUUCAAUUCGGCUCCUGUUAAUAAUGAAGUUAACGAUAACAGUAAAAUGUUCGAUCCUUUUGCGUCGUUAGAUGGUGCUGGAGAUGGUAGUAAUCUAUUAGGAGGAUGGAAUCAUUUUACCUCCUCAAAUCCCGCUCAAAAUUCCAUACCACAAAGUAACGCAAAAGAACAGAAAUCGACUGAUCCAUUUGCUGACUUAGGUAAUAUAGGAAAAGGCCUAAACUUUAAGUCUACCACUUACCAAUCUACUAGUGGAUCUCAUACUCCGAAUACAGGACCACCGACAACACCCCAACACGGUGUAUACUCAUCAAAUUCCAAUACCGCAACGCCCAAACAUCAAGCAAAAUCGCCUAUGAGCAGUGCAGAUUAUAACCGUGCACAUUUCGAUGCUCUAAACAAAAAUCAACCCAACGAACCAAAGGUUAAACUGAAAAGUGACGAUGUUUUCGGUGAUCUAUUGGGAUCUCAGGGCUACAGUUUUACAGGAAAAAAGGAAAACGUUCCUAGAACUAUGAAUGCCAUGAGAAAAGAGGAGAUGGCUGCUUAUGUAGAUCCAGAAAAGAUGAAGAUUAUGGAAUGGGCGGAGGGAAAGAAAAAUAAUAUACGCGCUCUAUUAUGUUCGAUGCACACCGUUUUAUGGGAAGGUGCAAAGUGGAAUAAAUGUGAAAUGCAUACACUUGUUUCACCUGCCGAUGUUAAAAAAGCUUAUAGGCGAGCUUGCUUGGCAGUUCAUCCAGAUAAGCAAACUGGUACAGAAAAUGAGAAUUUGGCGAAGCUGAUAUUUAUGGAACUGAAUAAUGCUUGGAGCGAUUUCGAAAAUGACGCCUCCCAGCAAAAUAUGUUUUCUUAACUGACAUAUUUUAUGAUAAGGCUAAAGGUUUUACUAUUUUUUAACAUUCCGGUACUGUAAUAAUAUAAAUUAUUUACUUUAGAGUUUACGUACUCAUAAAAUAGAUGAUUUAACUAUAGCUCUAUGAAGUUAUGAAGAGAUCUCCGCAGUAUUACGUGUAUAUCUUUUUUUAGAUCGAUUAGAUUAUACAUUUAAGAAAAUGUGUUUCCUUAACUUAUUUAUAGCGCUACUAUAGGCGGAAUUAUAGCACAAUUUAUAAUUAAAAACAUUGAAAUAUGAACAAAAUUACAAUCGUAAUUAAUUUGAAUUAAAUCUGGAUUGAUUUGUUUCCAAUAAUAUAAUCAUUUUAUUUAAUACACCCAUUAUUUGGUCCUUCGAGCCGUAUUUGAAUGUUUAGAAGGCUCGAAGGACCAUAUAGUGUCAUUUUGAGUGAUGUAUCUCGUUUGGUUCUAAAAUGUGUUUCUUUAGUAAUUUAAAUUCCUCUGGUUUCAGUCCAAUUAUUUCUCCCUAUGUUUUCCAACUACAUCUAACAUAAUAAUUACUUAAUAUUUCACUGUAUUGUGCUUAGAAACAGGAUUUUAAUUAAUGAGUCCAAGAUCAAGUCAAAGUAACUACACUAAAACUUUAUAUUUGGUCCUUCGAGCCAAAUUUGAACUUAUGGAAGGUUUAAAGGACCUAAUAGUGUAAUUUUGAGUGUGAAUAUCACAAUUUCAGUUCCUGUAUCUUCUUUGGUUAUAAAAUGUGUUUCUCUAAUAGCUUAAACUGUUCUCAUUUCGGUCUAAUUAUGUCUCCCGCUGAUCAACUACAUUAAUAUAAUAAUCGCUUUGUUUCUCUCACUGUACAGUCCUUAUUUACAAUAUUUCAAUUCACGAGUCCAAGAUCAAUUUAAAUUUACUAAACUAUUGCUCAUAAUUACUCUGUUUGGUCCUUCGAGCCAUGAACGUUUAGAAGGCUCGAGGACCAAAUAGUGGAAUUGUGAGUGUGAAUAUGAAAAUUUCAUUUCUUUCGGUUCCAAAUAAUGGUUAAGUUUCUCGAAAAAAUAUAAUUUUCAGCAGAUAUUACUGUUCAUAAUGAACUCUAACAUUCAAAAUUACAGUGUCUGGUUCUUCAAGCCCUAUAUUGAAGGCUCGAAGGACCAAAUAUGUUCAAUACGAGUAUCAUCCAAAAUUUUAAAUAAUAUCAUCUUACAAUACAGUUAUUAGUUAUUUUGACAUAGACAAAAUACUUAAGAGGGUUAAAUUUGUUGAAAAUAAAAAGAAUAUAUGAUAUUACUUAUUUGCGUUAUAGUGAUCUUUUAUGUUUACCGAUAUAUUCUAUUUUUAUAUUGUGACUGUGUUAUUGAGAUAGGAAUUUUAAAAUAAUAAAAGGAGGAAAUUAAGAGAUUCCGAUGUUUGUGGAUGUUACAAUAUUAAAAAUAAAAUUUGUCUCAGUAUAA